AAAUGACCUGUGCGGAGCUCAUUCGGUUUCAGUACUCGUAGGUGGUUCACACAGUUGACAUAGGGCGCAUGACAAAAUUACAUCAUGUCAAGGCUAAAGGUAAACUUAAUCCUAAGCCUAUUAAUGUUAAAUGGCGCCAGAGGAAGGGUGACCAAGUCCGGUUCAAGAGUUGUCUGGGACGAUUCGCGGGCAGAUAGAGCCGAUUACUAUCCCGCAAGUCCAUUGAUCUGGCCGCGCCUUGACAACUCUCCCCUCUUAUUGCAAAACGGAAACAACGCCGAGCAGCGACUCCCGAUUAUCAAAAGAUCCGCUGAUAUUACAGAGGAAUUCACGGGUACAAUACGCGAACGUCGCGGUGUUGCGACGGAUGCCAGCAUCGAGAAAAGUGCUACCUCCAAAGGCUUACGCGAGGCUAGGAUGAGCUCCCCAGAGACUUGGUCGCAACAGUCUUCGUCGGCGCAGUUCCGGCAUCGUGGCAACCUCGACCAACAAUUCGGCGGCUACGAAGGGAGUAGCAACACCGGUGACAGUGAGGAGACUGCCAACUUCCCCAUCCCCGUCAAGAGCCAUUACGCCCCGAAGACUGACUUCGUCACCAGUGCCCGCGCUCGAACUCCCAUCGAUGCGCGCCAUCUCGCUUACUUGGAGGGCCGCGAAUCUCGCGAUGUAACGAUUACCCACACGUAUGAUGAGUACGAUGUGCCCAUUUUCCGGAAUAUCGUACGGGAGCAUGACUUCGAUGUCCAGAUACCUAGGAAUUACUAUUACCCUAACCGCUAUGGUGCUCAGAGAGAUUAUUAUUAUCGAGGAUCCGGAGGCGGAGCCGGUGUCGCGAAUCCAUACGUGUACGAUCGUUAUCGUGACGAGGAAGAAGAUUACGAAUUGUACGGUAGAUUUAAACCAACGCCCAAGCCUAAGAGAAUCAUUUACUAUGCAACUCUGCCGGAAAUUGUUAGAAAACCGGUCGACUUGAGAAAUUAUCCGAGACCCUACGAUGCAUUUGUACGUCCAGAGAUUCAAGUUGGGACAGAAAGAAAUAGAGUGACAACGAAUACCGUUGAAUCUAGUAGGAGACCUCCUCGAUAUCCUUAUGACAACUAUGACAAUUAUGUAAAAAGAUCGAGCUAUUAUGAUCGCAGGAAGCCUCCCUAUGCUGCAGGUUUAGAAAGUCGACCUAGAGGAUCUGACAGAAGUCGAUUAAACUAUAAGGAUAAAAUGCGAAAUGAUGAUCAAAAAUUAGAGAAUCAAAUAUCACGAUCAGGUGAUAACUAUCGCCUUCCCUGGUCAGUCCAAAUAGGCACGGAACUUAACGUAAAAGAUAAUGAAAGGAUUCCAGGACGAAAAAUUUUCGGUCAGAUAGAAGAUUAUGAAAGGUAUGAGGGAUCGAGAGUAAAAAUGACUUCGGAAAAUAUUCAUAGAAAAGAAGACAAAAAUGAAGAUGAUAAUAAUAAUAAUAAUACGAAGAAGAACCAUAGUGAUAAAUAA
Molecule: messenger RNA, 1485 nt
Organism: Ceratosolen solmsi marchali
Lineage: Eukaryota; Metazoa; Arthropoda; Insecta; Hymenoptera; Agaonidae
Exons: 4
Coding region: 85-1485 (466 amino acids)
Source: RefSeq, a predicted model, not a curated record